Messenger RNA from Schistosoma mattheei, 543 nucleotides. The record is from the annotation of a GenBank genome assembly. Lineage: Eukaryota; Metazoa; Platyhelminthes; Trematoda; Strigeidida; Schistosomatidae.
AUGAUGAUGAUGAUGAUGAUGAUGAUGAUGAUGAUGAUGAUGAUGAUGAUGAUGAUGAUGAUGAUGAUGAUGAUGAUGAUGAUGAUGAUGAUGAUGAUGAUGAUGAUGAUGAUGAUGAUGAUGAUGAUGAUGAUGAUGAUGAUGAUGAUGAUGAUGAUGAUGAUGAUGAUGAUGAUGAUGAUGAUGAUGAUGAUGAUGAUGAUGAUGAUGAUGAUGAUGAUGAUGAUGAUGAUGAUGAUGAUGAUGAUGAUGAUGAUGAUGAUGAUGAUGAUGAUGAUGAUGAUGAUGAUGAUGAUGAUGAUGAUGAUGAUGAUGAUGAUGAUGAUGAUGAUGAUGAUGAUGAUGAUGAUGAUGAUGAUGAUGAUGAUGAUGAUGAUGAUGAUGAUGAUGAUGAUGAUGAUGAUGAUGAUGAUGAUGAUGAUGAUGAUGAUGAUGAUGAUGAUGAUGAUGAUGAUGAUGAUGAUGAUGAUGAUGAUGAUGAUGAUGAUGAUGAUGAUGAUGAUGAUGAUGAUGAUGAUGAUGAUGAUGAUGAUGAUCAAAUGA